AUGACCGAACCUCCCAAAAUCACAGUCAAGAACCCCAUUGUUGAAAUGGAUGGUGACGAGAUGACUCGUAUCAUUUGGAAAUUCAUCAAGGACAAGUUGAUCUUGCCAUACUUGGACAUUGACUUGAAGUACUAUGACUUGGGAAUCGAAUAUAGAGACGAGACCGAUGAUAAAGUCACUACAGAUGCAGCUGAGGCCAUUUUGAAAUACGGCGUUGGUGUCAAGUGCGCUACAAUCACCCCUGACGAGCAACGUGUUGAAGAAUUCAAGUUGAAAAAAAUGUGGCUCUCGCCAAAUGGUACUUUGAGAAACAUUCUCGGAGGAACCGUUUUCAGAGAACCCAUUGUGAUUGAAAAUAUCCCCAGAAUUGUGCCUGCGUGGGAAAAACCCAUCAUUAUUGGAAGACACGCGUUUGGUGACCAAUACAAAGCAACCGACAUUGUCGUGCCCUCGGCUGGCGAGUUGAAACUAGUGUUUACCCCCAAAGACGGCAGCGGCGAAGUUGUCGAAUACCCCGUUUAUAACUUUCAAGGUCCGGGAGUCGGCAUGUCGAUGUACAACACCGAUGAGUCGAUCACCGAUUUUGCCGAAAGCUCGUUUCAAAUGGCAAUUGACCGUAAAUUGAACUUGUUCUCGUCGACCAAAAACACCAUUUUGAAAAAAUACGAUGGCAGAUUCAAAGACAUCUUUGAAGGCUUGUAUGCUACAAAAUACAAGACCAAGAUGGACCAAUUGGGCAUCUGGUAUGAGCACAGAUUGAUCGAUGACAUGGUGGCACAAAUGUUGAAAUCGAAAGGUGGCUACAUCAUUGCCAUGAAAAACUACGACGGUGAUGUGCAAUCCGACAUAGUUGCCCAAGGCUUCGGCUCGCUUGGGUUGAUGACCUCGGUGUUGGUUACCCCCGAUGGCAAGGCUUUUGAGUCGGAAGCUGCUCACGGUACAGUCACAAGACACUACAGACAACACCAACAAGGUAAAGAAACCUCGACAAACUCGAUUGCUUCGAUUUUUGCCUGGACUCGAGGUUUGAUCCAAAGAGGUAAAUUGGACGAUACCCCCGAAGUCGUUGAGUUUGCCCAAGCAUUGGAAAAAGCCGUUAUUGACACCGUAGCAAUCGACGGCAAAAUGACCAAAGAUUUGGCUUUGGCUCAGGGCAAGACCGCUAGGUCAAGCUAUGUCACCACGGAAGAAUUCAUUGACGAUGUUGCUUCUCGUUUGAACAAGAACUUGGGACGUUAA
Lodderomyces beijingensis is the source of this 1239-nucleotide messenger RNA. The record is from the annotation of a GenBank genome assembly. NCBI's taxonomy places the organism in Eukaryota, Fungi, Ascomycota, Pichiomycetes, Serinales, Debaryomycetaceae.